AUGCAGUGGACGCCGGAGCAUGCCCAGUGGCCAGAACAGCACUUUGACAUCACCUCAACCACUCGGUCUCCUGCCCACAAAGUUGAAGCCUACCGAGGUCAUUUGCAGCGCACCUAUCAGUAUGCCUGGGCAAACGAUGACAUAUCUGCUCUGACUGCCUCCAACCUGCUAAAAAAGUACGCAGAGAAGUAUUCUGGCAUCCUAGAAGGCCCCGUGGACCGGCCCGUACUCAGCAACUACUCGGACGCGCCCUCGGGGCUGGUGAACGGGCGGAAGAAUGAAAGCGAACCCUGGCAGCCUUCCUUGAAUUCGGAAGCUGUCUAUCCCAUGAACUGUGUCCCGGAUGUCAUCACGGCCAGCAGUCGGUUUGAGUCGUGUUCAUACCCUCCCUGGGCCAUAGGAUGGAUCUUCCUCCUGAUCUGGGUGGCCAGCAACCUGAUGAAGUAGCUACUGAGUAGCACUCAUGAAGCCAAUCUGCGUCUAGCUCACGCAGGGUCUGCCUCAGAAUACACUCGGAUAACGGUUUAUUUGCAUUCGACGCAUUCAGUGCUCAGCCGGACAUGCCUGCUCCUGCUCUCACCUCACUCCUCCCUUUUAGAAGCCUGUUCUGCAGUUGCCUCACGCCUUCCCCCCCCGCCGCCCGCCCUGGUCCCGGGCUACAAUGGGACCUCUAACCUCUCCAGUUACAGUUAUCCCCCCGCCAGCUACCCGCCUCAGACUGCCGUGGGAUCUGGGUACAGCCCCGGGGGCGCGCCGCCGCCUCCUUCAGCCUACCUGCCUUCAGGAAUCCCUGCUCCGACCCCUCUGCCCCCCACCACUGUUCCUGGCUACACUUACCAGGGCCAUGGUUUGACACCUAUCGCCCCCGCGGCUCUGGCCAACAGUUCGGCGAGUUCUCUCAAAAGGAAAGCUUUCUAUAUGGCAGGGCAAGGAGAGAUGGACUCCAGUUACGGAAAUUACAGCUACGGCCAACAGAGAUCUACCCAGAGCCCCAUGUACAGAAUGCCCGACAACAGCAUUUCAAACUCGAAUCGGGGGAAUGGCUUUGACAGAAGUGCUGAAACAUCAUCCUUAGCAUUUAAGCCAACGAAGCAGCUAAUGUCCUCUGAACAGCAAAGGAAAUUCAGCAGCCAGUCCAGUAGGGCUCUGACCCCUCCUUCCUAUAGUACUGCUAAAAAUUCCCUGGGAUCGAGAUCCAGCGAAUCCUUUGGGAAGUACACGUCGCCGGUAAUGAGUGAGCACGGGGACGAGCACAGGCAGCUCCUCUCUCACCCGAUGCAAGGCCCUGGACUCCGUGCAGCUACCUCAUCCAACCACUCUGUGGACGAGCAACUGAAGAAUACCGACACGCACCUCAUUGACCUGGUAACCAAUGAGAUUAUCGCCCAAGGACCACCGGUGGACUGGAAUGACAUCGCUGGCCUCGACCUGGUAAAGGCCGUCAUUAAAGAGGAGGUUUUAUGGCCAGUGUUGAGGUCAGACGCGUUCAGUGGACUGACGGCCUCACCUCGGAGCAUCCUUUUAUUUGGGCCUCGGGGAACAGGCAAAACGUUACUGGGCAGAUGCAUAGCUAGCCAGCUGGGGGCCACGUUUUUCAAAAUCGCUGGUUCUGGACUCGUUGCCAAGUGGUUAGGAGAAGCAGAAAAAAUCAUCCACGCGUCUUUUCUCGUGGCCAGGUGCCGCCAGCCCUCGGUGAUUUUUGUCAGUGACAUUGACAUGCUUCUCUCCCCUCAAGUGAGUGAGGAACACAGUCCAGUCAAUCGGAUGAGAACGGAAUUUCUGAUGCAGCUGGACACUGUACUAACUUCAGCUGAGGACCAAAUCGUAGUAAUUUGUGCCACCAGUAAACCAGAAGAAAUAGAUGAAUCUCUUCGGAGGUACUUCAUGAAACGACUUUUAAUCCCACUUCCUGACAGCACAGCGAGGCACCAGAUAAUAGUACAACUGCUCUCACAGCACAAUUACUGUCUCAAUGACAAGGAGUUUGCACUGCUCGUCCAGCGCACAGAAGGCUUUUCUGGACUAGACGUGGCUCAUUUGUGUCAGGAAGCAGCGGUGGGCCCCCUCCACGCCAUGCCAGCCACAGACCUUUCAGCCAUCAUGCCCAGCCAGUUGAGGCCCGUUACGUAUCAAGACUUUGAAAAUGCUUUCUGCAAGAUUCAGCCUAGCAUAUCUCAAAAAGAGCUUGAUAUGUAUGUUGAAUGGAACAAAAUGUUUGGUUGCAGUCAGUGA
This is a messenger RNA of Puma concolor (puma), 2232 nucleotides long. NCBI's taxonomy places the organism in Eukaryota, Metazoa, Chordata, Mammalia, Carnivora, Felidae. The record is from RefSeq and is a predicted model, not a curated record.